AUAUUGUGUGGCAUGUAUGACGCCGAUAGAAAAGCAGAUGGUGAGAGGCUCCUGGGGAAACGCACUCCCCCUGACCGUGUGUCCUACGUCUUUCUAUUGCUGCCAUCAUCCCUUGCUCCGACCAUAUCUUUGCUCCCAGCAUCCGCUUUCUCACAGCACAAUUAUCUUCUCGCUGCUUUCGCUCCUUGAUCCCUCUUCCAGCAGCCACCGCUUUGGCGGGUUUGCCUGGCGAUGAGUCUUAACCACCACCACCUUCCAAUUCUUCAAUGCUCUCGUUGUU
Molecule: messenger RNA, 280 nt
Organism: Cutaneotrichosporon oleaginosum
Lineage: Eukaryota; Fungi; Basidiomycota; Tremellomycetes; Trichosporonales; Trichosporonaceae
Source: RefSeq, a predicted model, not a curated record